UUGCCGCAGCCAGUGCGGAGUGAGCUCCGAGUCCGGCCGCGCCGUGAUUGGCGCAGAGCAGCCGCUCGCUGGGCGGAGAGCGAGAAGUUCGGGUCCCCCGUCCAGCUGUGUGAGCUUGGCCGAUGGACGGACGCGACGGACAACAGUGUGGAGGAGACGGGCGUGAGAGCAGGAGCGCAACAAUGGGGGGGCGAUGCUUGUGAUGUGUAGAAGAAAAUCAGUUUCUGCACAGCGACGGGACGAGCCGCAGCAUCUCCGUGGAUCUUUGACACAGUGAUGCAGGAUACGCGCUAAAAGAACCGCCUGUGGAUGCAACAAAAAGUACGGGAUUCCCGGUUUGAAGGACGGGAACGCGUGGUUUCUCCGUUUUUCCGAGGGGUCGACCGGUUGAGGACGGAGGGGUCGUUAAGAAGUUUCUGCGCGGCGUUGAGAUUUUAAUAGGGUCCAAAGUAGAUGAAAGCUCGCUGCUGCGCUUGGGUUCAUCACCGAGGAUGGUAAUGAAGAGUUGCUGAGGCCCGCGGGGAGGCUCGCUGGACGGAACCGACGGGCGCCCGGGCGCAGCGCGUCCGUCGAGACGCACCCGCGCAGAAGCGCACCACCUGGAGACUGCGCGGACCGCCAGACGCGCCGAUUCCACGAGACCCGCUCCUCUUUUUUUUUUUUUUUUUUUUAAUUCCUCCCCCUUCUCCUUUAUCUCUCCCCUCCUCGUCUCACCAACAGGACCCGUCUCUUCAGGCUGCUGUGGACUUUAUAGCCACGACCAAAACUGAUCAUGCGAUGACUGCGCGCGCCUUGGGCACAUCUACCGAGUCCAUUGCAGGAGGCGAAUGAUGGCCGAGGGUGGGGGAAGUCUCUCCGAGGUCCCCGACCCCAGGGGCUCGGAGGGUCGCUCGUCUCUGCCGAGGACUUUCAUCCGGCUCAACGACCUGUCCGGGGCCGGAGCCGCGGCGGGGGGCGGCGAGCUGGCGGUGGAACCGGCGCCCCCCGCGCCCGACUGCAUCUCCACGGGCGGCGAGGACGCGUCCACGAGCGGCGAGGAAAACCUGCCGUACCCCACCCUGGCUCCCGUGGUCUUCUUCUACCUGAAGCAAACCACGCGGCCCCGGAGCUGGUGCCUCAAAAUGGUCUGCAACCCGUGGUUCGAGCGAGCGUCCAUGUUGGUGAUCCUGCUGAACUGUGUGACACUGGGCAUGUUUCAUCCCUGCGAAGACAUCGACUGCGACUCUGACAGGUGCAGGAUCCUGCAGGACUUCGAUGACUUCAUCUUUGCAUUCUUUGCCAUCGAGAUGGUAAUCAAGAUGGUGGCUCUGGGAAUAUUUGGCAAGAAGUGUUACCUCGGGGACACGUGGAACCGCUUGGACUUCUUCAUCGUGUUGGCCGGCAUGCUGGAGUACUCCCUCGACCUGCAGAACGUCAGUUUAUCCGCAGUGAGGACGGUCCGCGUGCUGAGACCUCUGAGGGCCAUCAACCGGGUGCCAAGCAUGCGGAUCCUGGUGACUCUGCUGCUGGACACCCUGCCCAUGCUGGGCAACGUGCUGCUGCUCUGCUUCUUCGUCUUCUUCAUAUUUGGUAUUGUGGGCGUCCAGCUGUGGGCCGGCCUGCUCCGAAACCGCUGCUUCGUGGAAGACAACUUCUCUUUCCCCCUCUCUGUGAAGCUGCAGAAGUACUACCGCACGGAGAACGACGACGAGAACCCCUUCAUCUGCUCGCAGCCCCGGGAGAACGGCAUGCGGGACUGCGGCACCGUGCCCAAGCUGUACGAGGAGGGCGGCCUGCAGUGCACGCUGGACAUACACUCCUACAACAGCACCGACAACACCACGUGCGUCAACUGGUACCAGUACUACACCAACUGCUCCGCGGGCCCGGUCAACCCCUUCAAGGGGGCCAUCAACUUCGACAACAUCUGCUACGCCUGGAUUGCCAUCUUCCAGGUGAUUACUCUGGAAGGCUGGGUGGACAUCAUGUACUUUGUGAUGGAUGCUCAUUCCUUCUACAACUUCAUCUACUUCAUCCUGCUCAUCAUUAUUGGCUCAUUCUUCAUGAUCAACCUCUGCCUGGUCGUCAUCGCCACGCAGUUCUCAGAGACCAAGCAGCGGGAGAGCCAGCUGAUGAAGGAGCAGCGCGUGCGCUUCAUGUCCAACGCCAGCACCCUGGCGUCGCUCUCCGAGCCCGGCUCCUGCUACGACGAGCUCCUCAAGUACCUGGUGCACGUGAUCCGCAAGGGGGCCAAGCAGGUGGCGCACGUCUGCAGGAUCCUGGCCCGCCACGCCGGGCUCAGCGUGGCCGCCUCGCCGCCCGCCGCCGAGCCCCAGCGCAGCCAGAGUCAGAGGCGGAGGAGGAAGUCCAGGCAGGGGUCGGUGUCGGUCCAUCACAUGCCGCACCACCACCACCACCACCACUACCACCUGGGCAACGGCAGCGUGAGGGGAGGGAGCUUCAGGUGUCUAGAGGGGAGGGACGUGGAGGCUGGCGUUCGCCCCAACGGGGGCCAGCUGGCGUUGGCGCCGCCCUGCGUGACGGCGGCUGUCUCCGACACCAACCUGGCAACCCUGUCCAACCGCACCGCCUCCUCCUCAGUCCACAGCCUUUUCAUCCCAGACUCCCACCGCCGCAGCCCGUCGCCUGCCGGCGGGGGGCCGGCUUCGGCCUUGGCUCCCGCCGCUUCGUCCCGGCCCCUGAAGAGGAACUCGGUGCCUUUCGCCGCCCCCGCUCCCAAGAACUACCCCACGCUGCAGGCCAGAGCCUUGGCGGAGUCCAGACGGGGAAGCUUCGCCGGCAGCACGCUGACCAACAUCAACUUCAACCUCAAUAUCCCACACGCGUCCGUUGAGAGGCGACCGUCGAGCGUGGCGGACGCGCUCGGUCCCACAGCCCAGCUCUCCUGCCAGCUGUCGGCCCGUGACCUCAGCACCACCAGCAGCGCCAUGGACACGGCCGCGCUCACGCUGGACCCCGAGAGCUGCCCCUUCUGCGCCAAAGCCCUGAGCGGCGAGGCGGAGGGCGGCGCCGAGGGCAACGAGGCCCCCGGCGACUCGGACAGCGACGGCGUGUACGAGUUCACGCAGGACCUCCACCACAGGGACCGGCGGGACAGCAGGCAGCCCCGGAGGAAGCGCCGCAGCCUGGGCAAGACGGCGGCGAGGGUCGUGCGCUUCUGGAGGCUGGUGUGCGACACGUUCAGGAAGAUCGUGGACAGCAAGUACUUCGGACGGGGGAUUAUGAUCGCCAUUCUGAUCAACACUCUGAGCAUGGGCAUCGAAUACCACGAGCAGCCUGACGAAUUAACCAACGCGUUGGAGAUCAGUAACAUCGUGUUCACCAGCCUCUUCUCCCUCGAGAUGCUCUUGAAGAUUUUGGUGUACGGGCCUUUCGGGUACAUCAAGAACCCGUACAACAUCUUCGACGGCAUCAUCGUGGUCAUUAGCGUGUGGGAGAUCGUGGGCCAGCAGGGCGGUGGUCUGUCGGUGCUGAGGACCUUCCGGCUGAUGCGGGUACUGAAGCUGGUCCGUUUCAUGCCCGCCCUGCAGAGGCAGCUCGUGGUGCUGAUGAAGACCAUGGACAAUGUGGCCACUUUCUGCAUGCUGCUCAUGCUGUUUAUAUUUAUCUUCAGUAUUCUGGGGAUGCAUCUGUUUGGUUGCAAGUUUGGAUCCGAAAGGGACGGAGACACUCUGCCAGACAGGAAGAACUUUGACUCUCUUCUCUGGGCCAUAGUGACUGUCUUCCAGAUUUUAACCCAGGAGGACUGGAACAAGGUCUUGUAUAACGGCAUGGCGUCCACUUCCCCGGUAGCCGCCCUCUACUUCAUCGCUCUCAUGACCUUUGGCAACUACGUGCUCUUCAACUUGCUGGUGGCUAUCUUGGUGGAGGGCUUCCAGGCGGAGGAAGUGUCCAAGCGGGAGGACUUGCAUGCCCAGCUGAGCCUAAUUCAGCUGCCUGUAGACUCAGGGGGCGACGCGUCCAAAGCCGGCUCGGAGAUCGAUUCCUUCGCGCGGAGCAUGGAGGACGUCAACGGCAGCAAGAAGGACCUAGCAGCCUCUGCAGUGGUGCCCGUGAACGGCCACGUGGACCUGAAGGCCAACCUGACUCCGCCGCUCAUCACCCACACGGCCGCCACGCCCAUGCCCGUGCCCAAGCUGCCCGCUGCGGGCGACGCCGUCCUGGGCUACGAGCCCCGUCCAGUCAGCAGCGUCGCCGCAGACCCGGCCUGCUACGACAAAUCCCCGACCAGUGCACGGAGCGCGUCCCCCUACGCCCCGUGGAACCCUGGGAGCGGCUGGACCAGCCGACGCUCCAGCUGGAACAGCCUGGGCCGCGCCCCCUCGCUCAAGCGGCAGAAGCGCCAGUCCGGGGAGCGGCGCUCGCUCCUCUCCGGUGACGGCGGCUCCAGCUCGGAGGAGGGCGAGGGAGGCGGCGGGUUGAUGGAGGAAGACGACGCCUCCAUAGCGCGGACCGACUCCAUGUCCCGGUCACAGAGGGGGCCCAGGCAUCGGAGGAUGGAGUCGGUGGAGACGCGGAGCUCCGUGGAUUUGCCACCGGACGCUCUGCUGCAGGUGCCCUACCUGUAUCGCUCAGCCAGCAUGCACAGCUCCAGACCCCCCUCCCUGGGCCACCUGCGACCCCCAGAACACAGUGACUGCAACGGAAAGGGCUCCCCGUCAGCCCUGGGCCCCACGCAUGUCUCCCUUGAAGACAACACUGAGGAUGAAAAUGCUGAUGAGGAGGCCAACCUGGGUCGCGUCGCCAGGCUGUUCCACUGGCUGGAGAAGAAGCAGCCAGAGUGGUGUCGCCAGAGAGGCACCUGGUCUCUCUACCUCUUCCCCCCCGAGUCCAGGUUUCGGAUCCUGUGCAAUAAGAUCAUCACCCACAAGAUGUUUGACCACGUUGUGCUGGUCAUCAUCUUCCUCAACUGCAUCACCAUCGCCAUGGAGCGGCCCCGCAUCGACCCCACCAGCGCUGAGCGGAUCUUCCUCACGGUGUCCAACUACAUCUUCACGGCGAUCUUCGUGGCCGAAAUGACUGUGAAGAUCGUGGCCUUGGGCUGGUGCUUCGGGGACAAGGCGUACCUGAGGAGCAGCUGGAACAUUCUGGAUGGGAUGCUGGUGAUGAUUUCCGUCAUCGACAUUCUCGUGUCGCUCAUCUCCAACUCGGGGACCAAGAUCCUGGGAAUGCUGAGGGUGCUGAGGCUCCUGAGGACCCUGAGGCCGCUACGUGUGAUCAGCCGGGCCCCAGGGCUGAAGCUGGUGGUGGAGACUUUAAUGUCGUCACUGAAGCCCAUUGGCAACAUCGUGGUCAUCUGCUGUGCCUUCUUCAUUAUCUUUGGAAUCCUGGGGGUCCAGCUCUUCAAGGGGAAGUUCUUUGUUUGUCAAGGAGAAGACGUAAGGAACAUCACCAACAAGUCAGACUGUCUACAGGCCAACUACAAAUGGCACAGACACAAGUACAACUUUGACAACCUGGGCCAGGCGCUGAUGUCCCUGUUUGUUCUGGCGUCUAAAGAUGGUUGGGUUGAUAUAAUGUACGAUGGACUAGAUGCUGUAGGAGUUGAUCAACAACCCGUGAUGAACCACAACCCGUGGAUGCUGCUGUACUUCAUCUCCUUCCUGCUGAUCGUGGCCUUCUUCGUGCUCAACAUGUUCGUGGGCGUCGUGGUGGAGAACUUCCACAAGUGCCGGCGCCACCAGGAGGCCGAGGAGGCCAAGCGCAGGGAGGAGAAGAGACUGAAACGCAUGGAGAAAAAGAGACGGAAUUUAUUGGUUCCGGGGGUGAGUUGGGCCCUUUCUGAAGGCACAUUGAAAGAAGCUCAGAGUAAGCCUUACUACUCUGAUUACUCCCCAACUCGGCUGCUCAUCCACAAGAUGUGCACCAGCCACUACCUGGACCUCUUCAUUACCAUCGUCAUCGGGCUCAACGUCAUCACCAUGUCCAUGGAGCACUACCAGCAGCCCAAGGAGUUGGACGAAGCCCUGAAGAUCUGCAACUACAUCUUCACCCUCAUCUUUGUUCUGGAGUCUGUCUUCAAGUUGGUGGCCUUCGGUUUUCGACGUUUCUUCAAGGACAAGUGGAACCAGCUGGAUCUGGCUAUCGUGCUGCUUUCCAUCAUGGGCAUCACUCUGGAGGAGAUCGAGGUCAACGCUUCACUGCCCAUAAACCCCACUAUCAUCCGCAUCAUGAGAGUGCUGAGGAUUGCACGAGUGUUGAAGUUGCUGAAGAUGGCGGUGGGCAUGAGAGCCUUGCUGGACACCGUUAUGCAAGCCCUGCCUCAGGUGGGGAAUCUGGGUCUUCUCUUCAUGCUUCUCUUCUUCAUAUUCGCCGCCCUGGGAGUGGAGCUGUUCGGUGAUUUAAUCUGUGAUGAGCUCCACCCAUGUGAGGGCCUGGGGCGAUAUGCUACGUUCAAAAACUUUGGGAUGGCGUUUCUUCUGCUAUUCAGAGUGUCUACUGGAGACAACUGGAACGGUAUAAUGAAGGACACAUUAAGAGACUGCGGCCAAGACAACAGCACCUGCUACAACACGGUGGUCUCUCCCAUCUACUUCGUCUCCUUCGUGCUGACCGCCCAGUUUGUCCUGGUCAACGUGGUGAUCGCCGUCCUGAUGAAGCACCUGGAGGAGAGCAACAAGGAGGCCCGCGACGAGGCGGAGCUGGAGGCGGAGCUGGAGCUGAAGCUGCAGGCGGACGCGGCGGACGCCGUGGCGCGCUCGCUGCAGCUCAACCCGCUGUCGCUGAGCGUGGAGCGCUCCAGCUCCGGGGGCUCCCCCUGGAGGUCCGGCAGCGAGCGCGACCGGGAGCGGGACAGGGACGGCGCCAUGGACUCGCCGUCCGCCGACAUCGCCGGAGACCCCGUCAGCGUCGUGGCAGAGCCUCCUCUGUGCUUGGAAGCUCCGCCAGAGUUUGUCCAGCGGAGAGCAAUGUUUGACUCGGUCUCGCUGGUCAUCCAGGGCUCAAUGGAGGGGGAGCUGAGUUUGAUGGACAACCUAUCUGGCUCUAUCUGCCACUACUAUGCGCUGCCCCCCAAGCCCAGCAAGCACAGCAGCGACAAGAAGAUCCCUCUAGCGGAGAUGGAAGCUCUGUCUCUGGCCUCUGAGAAAUCCUGGUCCCUAGCUCUGACCGACGACACGGCCCCCGGCGAUUUUAACCCCCUCUUUCUAACCAGUCUGGAAUGCAAUCCAGAGAAGCCAUUUGAGGACCACCUUCUGAGCGUCAGGAAGCCCACAGUGGGACGCACCCACUCCCUGCCCAACGACAGCUACAUGUUCCACCCCCUCCAGCCCUUUGGCCCCGCGGGCCUGGCUCCGGCACAGCUUCUAGCACAGACACGGAGGCACCAGCACAUUCUGGGCUCCCAUAAAGCCCAGUCAGGGUCCAGCGGCUCGGUGCGUUCCCAGCCGGACGACGCCUCCCAGACGCUGGCCGUUCCCACGGGCCUCUUCAGACCCAUCAGCCCCCACAGCCACUCGGACUCGGAGAGCAUACCGCGGCUGCCUCCUCCCAGGCGCACACACGCACUCAGCCGCACACUGCGCAGACAGGUUGCGGUGUCUACUGAUUCUCAGGAGGCUUUGUGUUCCGAUGGCGGGGGGAGCAAUGAUGGACUUGUAAAUAUGGCCUCUCUGGGCCUCCCUCCAUCCCCCUCCUCGUCCUCCUCCCCCAUCUCACCACCCCCCUGUUCCCAGCACCAUCAGCAGCCCGCUCUCUGCCUGGUGCCCGCCACGCCGGGCGCGUCUCCCACGCCGUCACGUCCCAGCAGCGUGCACACCCAGCACCACCAACAGCACUGCCUCGCCUCCGCCUCCGCCCCGCCGCCCCUGCUCCCACCGGCCCCACCCCAUCAGCAGGAGGAGGAUCAGGAGGUGUCCCUCAUCACCCGCGCGGGCUUGACGGGCAGCGACGAGAUCCCGGCGGAGGAGGACGCCAGCGAUUGUACCGAGGGUUACUGCAGCUACGCGGCCGAGAGGCGCAGUUCGUGUUUGAGGCAGCUAAAGAGGUUCCACAGCGCUGACACGCAGAGCCGCAGCGCCCUCCUCCCCCGCCCGCGCCCUUACUCCUGGUUGGACGACCUGCGCCGCCACUCGGUGGAGGUGUGCUCCUCCGUGGAGUCCAGCCCCCAGCGCAGCACCACCUCCACCUCCUCCGGCUUCGUGUCGCAGGCCGACAGCCUGCAGAUCCACAGUCAGACGCCCACACAGACGUCGCUGCCCUCACCUCGCCGCAAGAAGAAGAUGAGCCCGCCCUGCAUCUCCGUAGACCCCCCUGACGGACUGGAGCCUCAGUCUGGUCUCUACCCAGACCUAGAUGCGCUUGGGGGCAUGGGGCUGGGGGGGUUGGGGAUGCACCCUGCUCUGCCCAGCCGGGACACCUGCCUGAGGAGGAGAGCGCCCUCCAGUGACUCCAAGGACUCUUUUGACCUGGCAGCUGGGGAGGGUCCGGGUCAGGAUGGAGGCUCGCCCAACCCCAGCAGCAACCCCAAGCUAUUGACUCUUCCCAGUUUCUCCUUUGACAAGACAAGCUCUGAGCACUGAACACUGACACUCCAACAUAAAGAUCAGACCAACCGUCCACACACACACACACACACACACACACACACACACACACACACACACACACACACACACACACACACGAUGCACUUUGUGUAUCUGUGAUGGUGAUAGUCCUAGUAAUAAUGCAGUAGAACGUAAUCAUGGUAAAACUACAACAAACAGUGAAAACAUCCUUGCUUUAAAAGGAGUGCAGUACUGUAGUAGUGUGACCAUCCCUUGUCUCGUCUUGUUACUGCCAAAUCGACCAGAGAGGAAGAGUAGACACACACAAGCGACGCUGACUGUGUCUCUUCUGCCACGCCUGCGCGCCACUGGCAGCAGCGAGAACCCAGCACCGAGGACCGGACCUGCCUGGUGUUUGCACAGGGUGGAGUUUUCCCAGUCAGUGGAGAUACAAAGCAAUAUGAACGUUUUAGAGACACUAUUUUCUUAAAUUAUUGGGCCAUAGUGUUUGUACAGGAUGUUGUUUUUAAUUUCCUUUUAUUGUUAUUUUAUGUCUUCUACCGUCAAAAAAUGGUUUGUCUUUUUUUUCACUGUAGGAUCUCUAGCUUUCUUGGUUUACUGAGGAAAGUGGACGUUUUUCAAAGUGCUGAUAUAUAAUAUGUAUAAAAGAAAAACAAGUCAUUAAACUGAGAUUUGAUUUUUAAGCAA
This is a messenger RNA of Betta splendens (Siamese fighting fish), 9194 nucleotides long. RefSeq names its product calcium channel, voltage-dependent, T type, alpha 1G subunit (gene cacna1g). Gene Ontology annotation, cellular component: voltage-gated calcium channel complex; neuron projection; plasma membrane. Gene Ontology annotation, molecular function: voltage-gated sodium channel activity; low voltage-gated calcium channel activity. Gene Ontology annotation, biological process: membrane depolarization during action potential; positive regulation of calcium ion-dependent exocytosis; calcium ion import. NCBI's taxonomy places the organism in Eukaryota, Metazoa, Chordata, Actinopteri, Anabantiformes, Osphronemidae. The record is from RefSeq and is a predicted model, not a curated record. The coding region runs from base 828 to 8519 and encodes 2563 amino acids. The transcript has 40 exons.